AUGAAAAGAGGUGAAAUGGAGUGGUUUACGAGCAAUAGUGAUUUAUCGGUCAUUAAAUGGAAGGAUAAGCGUUCCGUUUUUCUUUUGUCCAACUUCCACGAUCCACGUGAUAUGCUUGAAGUGAACCGGAAAGAAAAGGAUGGAUCAAUUACCAAAGUACCCUGUCCAAAGGCACUUGCUGACUACAAUGCAAAUAUGAAUUUUGUUGACAAGUUCGACCAAAAUUUGUCUUACUACAAAAUAGAUCGAAAAAGUCAUAAAUGGUGGCAUCGAAUUUUCUUUUUUUUUCUGGACGCUGCAGUUGUUAAUGCUUUUGUAUUAUAUAAGGGACUGCAGCUUCCACCUCUUUCUAUGAAAGAUUUCCGACGAAGUAUAAUAGAAGGACUUGUAGCAGAAGCUCUGGUGGCUAGAAAAAGAUCUGCUUCAAGUUUUGAAACUAUUGCUAUAAAGAAAAAUAAACCAUAUGUUUCCGAAGAAGUCCGAUUUGAAGGUUCAACACAUCAACCUGAACGUGGUACUCGACGUCGAUGUGCUAACUGUAGCACCAAAAAGAACCAAGUCAGAACGGAAUGGGUUUGCAGCGUUUGCAACGUGCCUCUCUGCUUAACUAAAAAUAAAACAUGUUUUCAAGACUUUCAUAGAAAUAAAUAA
This is a messenger RNA of Anthonomus grandis grandis, 651 nucleotides long. Its product is annotated as piggyBac transposable element-derived protein 4-like. The transcript has a single exon. The record is from RefSeq and is a predicted model, not a curated record. The coding region runs from base 1 to 651 and encodes 216 amino acids. NCBI's taxonomy places the organism in Eukaryota, Metazoa, Arthropoda, Insecta, Coleoptera, Curculionidae.